AUGGGCGCCGCCGGCUCUUCCGCGCUGGCCCGCCUGGGCCUCUCCGCGCCGCAGCCCCGGCCCCGCUGCCUCGGGGUCGCCGCGCUGGGACUGGCCGCGGUGGCGCUGGGGGCCGUGGCCUGGCGCCGCGCGCGGCCCAGGCGGCGCCGGCGGCUGCAGCAGGUGGGCACCGUGACAGAGCUCUGGAUCUACCCCGUCAAGUCCUGCAAGGGGGUGUCGGUGAAGGCGGCGGAGUGCACGGCCCUGGGGCUGCGCAGCGGUCACCUGCGGGACAGGUUUUGGCUUGUGAUCAACAAGGAGGGGAAUAUGGUUACUGCUCGACAGGAACCCCGCCUGGUCCUGAUUUCCCUGACCUGUGAGGGUGACACCCUGACCCUCAGUGCAGCCUACACGAAGGACCUGCGGCUGCCCAUCAAGACACCCACCACAAAUGCAGUGCACAAGUGCAGAGUGCAGGGCCUGGAGAUCGAGGGCAGGGACUGCGGUGAGGCCGCGGCCCAUUGGAUAACAAACUUCCUGAAGACGCAGCCGUACCGCCUGGUGCACUUCGAACCUCACAUGCAACCGAGAAAUUCUCACCAGAUCGAAGACCCGUUUCGACCCACAGAUCAGAUCCCGUACUCAGACGCCAGCCCCUUCUUGAUCCUUUCUGAGGCAUCGUUGGCAGAUCUCAACUCCAGGCUAGAGAAGAAAGUUAAGGCAACUAACUUCCGGCCCAAUAUCAUAAUUUCAGGGUGUGGUGUCUAUGCAGAGGACUCAUGGAAUGAGCUUCUUAUUGGUGAUGUGGAACUGAAAAGGGUGAUGGCUUGCUCCAGGUGCAUUUUAACCACAGUGGACCCGGACACGGGCGUCAUGAGCAGGAAGGAGCCUCUGGAGACCCUGAAGAGUUAUCGCCUGUGUGACCCUUCUGAACGAAAGUUAUAUGGAAAAUCACCUCUCUUCGGACAGUAUUUUGGUCUGGAAAACCCAGGGACCAUCCAAGUGGGAGACCCUGUGUACCUGCUCGGCCAGGAAUAG
Molecule: messenger RNA, 1017 nt
Organism: Lipotes vexillifer (Yangtze River dolphin)
Lineage: Eukaryota; Metazoa; Chordata; Mammalia; Artiodactyla; Lipotidae
Gene: MTARC1
Product: mitochondrial amidoxime reducing component 1
Exons: 7
Coding region: 1-1017 (338 amino acids)
Biological process (GO): nitrate metabolic process
Cellular component (GO): mitochondrial inner membrane
Molecular function (GO): molybdenum ion binding; pyridoxal phosphate binding; nitrate reductase activity
Source: RefSeq, a predicted model, not a curated record